AUAUAAAUUCUUUAAUUUUCAGCUAACGGAUUUCUUUAUAUCGGUUGUGGAAGAUACAAUGGGUGAAAUGGCCCAAGGAGACGAUGCAAGUCUUCAGGCAAAAGUUACUCUCCUCACAAUGGAAUUGGAACGUAGUAAACAGGCAUACGAACAAGAAAUUGCCGAACUAAAACGUACUUCUGAUCUAAUGUUGUGUGAAAUGCGUAAAAGUAUGGAGAAUGAAAAGACACGUCUAGCCAUUGAAAUACGUAAACAAUGUGAAAUGGAACGUAAACGUUCGGUAGAGGAAACAAAGCGUAAGCAAUGGUGUGCUAAUUGUUUUAGAGAAGCAAAUUUCUAUUGUUGUUGGAACACUUCAUAUUGUGAUUAUCCUUGCCAGCAAUUACAUUGGUCGCGUCACUCACACACUUGUGCACAAACACGCGUUGGUCUGAAUGAAAGUAAUAGUAGUGCCAACAUUAAUACCACACCACCAGAGCGUCAUCAUCCCACUAAAACGAAUAGCACCAUAACAUUGAGUUCAUCGGCUAAUUUUAAUAAAUCAACACCAAUUACUCAAAAGAAAGAGAAGGGAAGUAGUGCUAAGAAUUCAGCAAAUCAUAUGAUGUCAUCAACAAUAUCAACAGUCACGCCAGUCUCUGCGUCACGUUCGAAUACCGAAGUAUUAAAACUACCAACAAAUACAUAUUUAAGACCGGUAACUAGUAAUCUAAAUAAUCAAACAAUGCGUUGUAAUACAACAUACAGUAUACCAGUUCAACGAUUUAGUGCACCGGUAAGUUUUAACAAAAAAAAAAAAAAAAAAAAAAAAAAUGUACACAGACAUUCCAUUGAAAGUAUAAGUAACAAUACAUAAUAAUAGUAUUUCAAC
Lucilia cuprina (Australian sheep blowfly) is the source of this 871-nucleotide messenger RNA. Its product is annotated as protein kinase C-binding protein 1-like. Bases 59 to 856 code for a protein of 265 amino acids. NCBI's taxonomy places the organism in Eukaryota, Metazoa, Arthropoda, Insecta, Diptera, Calliphoridae. The record is from RefSeq and is a predicted model, not a curated record. The transcript has 2 exons.